GGUCACUGUAUGGGGCUGCUGCCUCGGGUGAGUAGUCGGGUGUGAUUCUCCCCCGGUGACCCUCCGCCGGCCGCAGACAUGGCCAUCGCUCACAUCGCCACCGAGUACGUGUUCUCCGACUUCCUGCUGAAGGAUGCGUCCGAGGCCAAGUACAAGGGGCUGCGGCUGGAGCUGGCGGUGGACAAGAUCGUGUCGUGCAUCGCCGUGGGGCUGCCCCUGCUGCUCAUCUCGCUGGCCUUCGCCCAGGAGAUCACCAUGGGUGCCCAGAUCUCCUGCUUUGCCCCCGGCAGCUUCUCCUGGAGGCAGGCGGCCUACGUGGACUCUUUCUGUUGGGCAGCCGUCCAGCAGAAGAACUUGUCAAGCAGCGAGGCUGGCAACAUCCCCCUCUGGCUUCACAAGUUCUUCCCGUACAUCCUGCUCCUGGUGGCCGUUCUGCUCUACCUGCCGUCCUUGUUCUGGAGGUUUACGGCAGCUCCUCAUCUCUGCUCCGACCUGAAAUUUAUCAUGGAGGAGCUGGACAAGUCCUACAACAGGGUCAUCAAAGCUGCCAACGGCAAGAGCAGCGGCAAGAAAGAAGGGGCCAGUUCGCUGACGCUGAGUGACAACGUAUCACAGAGCCUGUUGGAGAUCUCAGAGGGUCACGUCAAGUACCCAUUUGUGGAACAGUAUCUGAAGACCAAGAAGACCUCUUACAACCUAAUCAUCAAGUACCUCAUUUGCCGAUCCUUGACGCUGGUGAUUAUGCUCUUGGCCUGUAUCUACCUUGGCUACUACAUCAGCCUCUUCUCCCUGACAGACGAGUUCAGCUGCAACAUCCGCACCGGCAUCCUGAAGAAUGACACCACGCUGCCGUCCUUAAUCCAGUGCAAGCUGAUCGCGGUGGGAGUCUUCCGGCUGCUCAGUUACAUUAACCUGAUUGUCUACUGCUUUGUCAUGCCUUUUGUCAUCUACGCCAUGCUGGUACCCUACAGGAGACGGUCCGACGUGCUGAAAGUGUACGAGCUGCUGCCCACCUUCAGCAUCCAGCAGUGUCACUCCAAGAGCUACGACGACCUCAGCAUCUUUCUUCUGUUCCUGGAAGAGAAUGUAAGUGAGCUCAAGUCUUACAAGUUCCUCAAAGUGCUGGACAACUUGAAGGACACGGGAGAAGAUUUUGACACCAUGCAGCUUCUGACGUCGCUUGGGACUGUGAAGACGGACACGGUCGACGGGAAGCAGACGGCAUUUAGAAAUGCAGCUCUGCCGCCUGCAGGGCAAGAUGGCGCUGAGCUUAAAGAUCUGACCCCAAACGACGGGGUGAAGAACUCUACGGAGGAUAAGAAAGUCAGACAGAGACUUCUAGAUUCGUCAUGCUGAUCAAUGCCUCGAACCUCUCCAACCAUGUUUACAGCAACCAUUGCGGCCAUUCACUGCACGAGCGGACAGCCGGACUGCGGCUGAACCGUUACUACUCAGGUCUUCCUAAUGAGGGGCCAUAUGGAGACUUAAUGUGGAGCUGUACCUUUAAGGCAGCAAUCAAAUGCAAGUUGCUUGUGUCCAAGGACUCUUUGCGAUACUAAUGAGCUGUCAAUCAAACUCUUACAGACUGACCGGUUUUGUCUUUGGGUAUACAGCGCCUCGAAGAAAAAGAAAAAACCUAAAAUCAACACUGGAUGUCACAAAACUGGGGAAAACUGAUAAAACUGCAUAAUACGUGUUUUUAGAACGUUCUUAAGUUUACAUUUAAUGACUUUUUUUUUUUUUU
This is a messenger RNA of Bufo bufo (common toad), 1744 nucleotides long. RefSeq names its product pannexin 1 (gene PANX1). Lineage: Eukaryota; Metazoa; Chordata; Amphibia; Anura; Bufonidae. Gene Ontology annotation, molecular function: channel activity. Bases 79 to 1356 code for a protein of 425 amino acids. Gene Ontology annotation, biological process: positive regulation of interleukin-1 production; monoatomic cation transport. The transcript has 5 exons. The record is from RefSeq and is a predicted model, not a curated record.